Messenger RNA from Microstroma glucosiphilum, 1645 nucleotides. RefSeq lists its product as hypothetical. Gene Ontology annotation, molecular function: iron ion binding; oxidoreductase activity. Bases 362 to 1402 code for a protein of 346 amino acids. NCBI's taxonomy places the organism in Eukaryota, Fungi, Basidiomycota, Exobasidiomycetes, Microstromatales, Microstromataceae. The record is from RefSeq and is a predicted model, not a curated record. Gene Ontology annotation, biological process: lipid biosynthetic process. The transcript has a single exon.
GCGACAAUUGGGGCACCACCUUUCACUCCUCCCUUCAUCCCCUCGUCUCUCUUCCGCUCUACCUUUACUGCUCUCCACCUUGUCCUCCUCCUCCCUUUCUAUCCCUCCGCCUUCUUCACCUCCAUUUACUCCUCUCCCUCUCAUUUGCCCCCCUUGACACCGGAUACGCACCAUUGCUCUCCAUCCUUUCAUCAGCUCGCCACAUCCUACCCACCGCGCCGACAGAUUUCGACGCAGCAGUGUUGCAACUUUAGAGCGUGUCCGCAUCGCAGCACACGACUCACUACCACUCCACCAACGUGGGACUCCUCUCAUUGAGCCUUUCCUCCUUCUUCUGAGUCUCCACUGACCACUCGUCACAAUGGACGUCGUCCUACAUCUCGCAGACGAGUACAUCCUUGACAGCGUCUGGGCCUUCCUUUGGCCCGCGCAUCCUCGGGGCGUGUCGCCUCUCGCAAAGGCCGCCACACCUUCACAGUCGGCCAUUGCCAAUCUCAGUUCUCACUUCGCCGGCUGGGCUGGCAGCAGUAGCAAUGCCCUCUUCGGUGGCAGGCAGUGGGAGUCGGUGGCUGGCAAGACUGUCAGUGCCCUUCCUCGGGAUAGUAUGAUCAGGCAAAUGAUCUCCCUCUCGGCCAUCACCUACGUCGGCAUCUUCGCCCUCUACUUUGGCUUUGCCGGCUUCUCAUACUUUUGCUUCUUCAACCACGACAUGAAGCGUCACCCACGAUUCCUCAAGAACCAAGUGCGUUUGGAGAUCGAGUCUUCCCUCGCAGCAUUUACACCCCUGACAUUCAUGACGCUGCCAUGGUUUGUGGCAGAGGUCAGGGGCUACUCGAAGUUGUACGAAAAGGUUUCAGACAUGGGUCUGCUAUACACAAUCUUGUCGGUGCCCUUCUUCCUCGUCUUCACCGACGCGUGCAUCUACUGGGUGCAUAGGCUGGAGCACCACCCCAAGCUGUACAAGCACAUCCACAAGCCACACCACAAGUGGCUGGUGCCCACACCAUUCGCCUCGCACGCCUUCCACCCCGUGGAUGGAUACAUGCAGUCGCUGCCGUACCACAUCUUCGUAUUCCUCUUCCCCCUGCACCGCUUCGUCUACAUGGGCCUCUUUGUCUUUGUCAACUGCUGGUCCAUCUUGAUCCACGACUCGGACGUCAUCGUCAAUUCGCCACUAGAGACGAUCAUCAAUGGUCCCUCGCACCACACACUACACCACCUCUACUUCAAUGUCAACUACGGACAGUACUUUACCGGAUGCGACAGGUUAGGUGGCUCUUAUCGUCAGCCAAAGUCUAGCGAUGACCCUUUGCUGGACGUGUCGCAUGGAGAGGAUGAGGAUGUGGCAGUGGUCAAGGCGGCCAAGAGUGGUGUCAAGGCAAAGGGAAUCAAGAGCGAGUAGACAAAUAUUCGGGAAAUACGUAAGGAAAUCAAACCAGAGACACCUCACCCCUACUGCGAUGCGAGGUGUAAUCAGCCCUAGAAGCGCAGGCGGGACACACAACACAUCAUCAAGAGAAGAAUCACCCAUCACGUAUACCAUCACGAAGCAUCACUUUCGUCGCUCCUGCCGCUCUUCAGACUUUUUCAUCUUCAUCAACCCACGGACGUGUUUGUAUUCGUCCAAGUUGGGCGCAAGUUCGAC